This is a messenger RNA of Octopus sinensis (East Asian common octopus), 1004 nucleotides long. RefSeq names its product glyoxal reductase. Gene Ontology annotation, molecular function: oxidoreductase activity. Lineage: Eukaryota; Metazoa; Mollusca; Cephalopoda; Octopoda; Octopodidae. The transcript is spliced from 8 exons. The record is from RefSeq and is a predicted model, not a curated record. Bases 62 to 973 code for a protein of 303 amino acids.
UUUUAAAUUAAUCCAUAAAAGAAAACAUAUUAGGUUUAAUAUAAUUUGAUAUGACACCGUUAUGUCUGCUCGACUGAAAGACGGCAAAAUGAAACACUCAAUUCAUACAGCUAAAGUAAAAUUAAACAAUGGCUUAUUAAUGCCCAUCGUUGGUUUGGGGACUCACAAGAUUCAAGGCAAAGAGUUGAUUUAUUCUGUGUUGGAUGCUGCUUUGGCAGCUGGUUACCGAUCUAUAGACACAGCCUCAGUGUACAAAAAUGAAUCAGACAUCGGAUCAAGUCUUCUGGAACUACUUGCUAAAUAUAACUUGAAAAGAGAGGACAUAUUCAUCACCAGUAAAUUAGGCCCAAGAGAUCAAGGAAGUGGAAAGUGCCGAGAAGCUUGUUUACAAUCAUUAUCACGCUUGAAAACUGACUACCUCGACUUAUAUUUAAUUCAUUGGCCUGGUGUACAGGGGUUCAAACCUGCAGACAGCAAGCAAAAGAUUCUUCGUCAAGAAAGCUGGAAAGACAUGGAGAUGUUGUACAAGGAAGGUAAAUUGAAGUCAAUUGGAAUUUCAAAUUAUCAAAAGCAUCAUCUGGAAGAACUUCUACAAGAUUCUUCUGUGAAACCAGCAGUUCUUCAGACUGAACAUCAUCCGCAUCUGGUACAGCACGAAGUAUGGAAGUUUUGUCAAGAGAAUAACAUACAAUAUCAAGCAUAUUCUUCACUUGGAGCAUCAAAAGACAAUAUGCUUCUGAAUGAUGCAGUUAUAAAAGAAAUUGGUAAGAAGCAUCAAAGGCCAGUUGCCCAGAUAUUACUCAGAUGGGCAAUACAACAGGGAAUUGGAGUUUUACCAAAAUCUACAAACAUGCAACACAUAUCAGAAAAUGCAGAUAUCUUUUCGUUUGAACUCGAUGAUGAAGAGAUGAAGAUGAUUAGCCAAAUAGAUAGUCAGCAUCAUUAUUGCUGGGACUCCUCAACUAUUGUUUAAAACUUAAACAUUUAAAUAACUAUCUUGUCUU